This is a messenger RNA of Colletotrichum orchidophilum, 390 nucleotides long. RefSeq lists its product as uncharacterized. Lineage: Eukaryota; Fungi; Ascomycota; Sordariomycetes; Glomerellales; Glomerellaceae. The transcript is spliced from 2 exons. The record is from RefSeq and is a predicted model, not a curated record. Bases 1 to 390 code for a protein of 129 amino acids.
AUGGACAUGGUGUCUCGAGUUGAAAGCCCCGAGGAGACUCUCGGUUCGGCUGAGGAAGAGUUGCCAUUUUCUCUUACAAGUUGUCACAGCUCCAUCACCACCCUCUACACCAGAUUCUUCACCAUCAUUCCCGUCGACAACAGACACCGUGCUCCUCCCCCGUUUCAGGCAAUCUCCACAACCCCAAGCGUCCCCGACUCCUCCCCAAGUUCCAACGUCGGACCGACCACGCCAUUCCCAGACCACCUGCAGGAGUGCAGGCAGGCAUUGGACGCCGUCCACGUUUGGGAACCCCGAACGCGUGGGAAUCCAACGUCCCCGGUCUUUCACUUCCUUGUCGUCGAAUCUCCAGUUUCCAGUUGCUCAAGACAAACAUCUAAACAUGAUUGA